CCCCGGUGCAGCAGCCUCGUUAUAAAUACAACGCAGAAGACAUGGAUCAGUUCAGUAAAGAAAAGCAAGAAUACAUGUGUGUGACAUUAGCGUUGUGUUGGUUAGAAACUUAAAGAGACAUGCAGUGUCUGUCUAGAUCACAGAAACAGAGCCAGGUUUACAUGGGAUCCCACUGACACAGGAAAGGUUUGCACUUUUCAGCCAGCUGAAGAUAACUACAAGUCAACAUGUCUCAUCGAGGGCCUUUAACUGCUGUUAUAACUACAGUAUUAGGGGCAACCUUAGGAGGACUGCUCAUAUGGCAUGUUUACAGAACGAAAGGGAAGAGGCUGCCUUCCACUCAGAAGGUGGCUGAUCCUGUAGAAGAUCCAUGUCCUGUGGAAAAGGAGUUUACAGCCGUAGAGCAUCAAUACACCCAACCAUCACAUCUUCUGGAGAAAGAGGUCAAGGUUGUGGAGUGUCAGACCGCACAACUGCCCCCUUCUGUACAGAUACCAUCUUCUGAACAGCUGCUUGGGGUGAAACCAGUGAUGGUGAGCUCUGAAGAGGAAUGGCAGCAGCUGUGGCCACUGAUGCAAAAGGAGCUGUCGGUCUUCCCUGUGCUGGGGCUUGACUGUGAAUGGGUAAAGGCCAAAGGCGUGUCUGUGAAAGGCCGAACCUCUGCGGUCUCCCUGUUGCAGAUGGCCACGUAUUCAGGUCUUUGUGUCCUGGUGAGACUGUUGGCGUUUCGCAGCAGCCAGCAGCCAUUCCCUCUCAGUUUAAUGGAAGUCCUCAGAGACCCACACAUCUUGAAAGUUGGUGUCAGUUGCUAUGAAGAUGGCAAGCGUCUGACGCGUGACUACGGUCUGUCGCUGACAUGUACGGUUGACCUGCGUUACCUUGCCUUAAGACAAAGGCUAGCUACAGUGAAUAAUGGCCUGAGUCUGAAGUCUCUGGCAGCCGAUCUGUUGAAUAUAUCCUUAGACAAAUCUCUGGAGCUGCGCUGCAGUGACUGGGAGGCAGAUCAACUGACGCUGGAGCAGAUGACGUAUGCUGCCAGAGAUGCCCAAGUUUCCAUCGCCCUCUUCCUUCAUGUCCUUGGCCUCCGCUCUGAAGCCAAUUCUGCCUCCAGCGGGAGUUCCUACUCUGAGUUGGCUGCCCGCUGCCAGGGCCUGGUGGACAUGCCCUUCAGGGGCCGAGGAGAGGGCGAUGAUAGGGCCUCUGACGGAGAGCGGAGGCGGCGGAUGCGGAAACCCCCCAGUUAUGAAAGUCCGGAGUCUGGAGAUCAGCAAGUCCCAGACCCUCGAAAGAAUAACAAGAGGAAACCGCUGGGUGUAGGCUAUUCUGCCAGAAAGUCUCCCCUCUAUGAUAACUGCUUCCUCCAUGCCCCAGAUGGCCAGCCUCUGUGUACCUGCGACAAGAAGAAAGCCAAAUGGUACCUAGAUAAAGGAAUAGGAGUGCUCCAGAGUGAAGAUCCUUUUGUUGUGAGGCUGCUGUUUGAACCGUCAGGACGUCCCGACUCCCAGCAGGACUAUUAUCUCACUGCUAAGGAGAAUCUCUGUGUUGUCUGCGGCAAAGCAGAUUCCUACAUCAGGAAAAACAUUGUGCCACAUGAGUACAGACGGCAUUUUCCCAGUGAGAUGAAGGACCACAACUCCCAUGACAUCCUGCUGCUCUGCACCAGUUGCCACGCCGCCUCCAAUGUGCACGACAGCUUCUUGAAGCAGCAGCUAGCUGAAGAGUUCGUCGCCCCUCAGGGCUGCGAGGACGGAGUUCGCCUUCUGGAGGACUCGGACCGACGGCGGGUACGUUCGGCAGCUCGGGCUCUUCUCACCGCUGGGGAAGGACUGCCGGAGCAGCGACGAGAGGAGCUGCAGGCUUUGAUCAAGAGCUUCCUUAACAUGAACGAGGAGCAGGAGCUGACGGACGAGGCGCUGCAGCAGGCUGCAGGUUUGGAGACGAGGAUUUUCAACGAGGCGUACGUGCCUCACGGUCUGAAGGUGGUGCGAGCCCAUGCCGAGCAGGGCCUGCAGGGCCUGAUGGACCUGGAGCGUCGCUGGAGGCAGCACUUCCUUACCACCAUGCAGCCCAGCCACCUCCCUCCCCUCUGGUCCGUCGACCACAACCACAGCAAGUUCCUCCGCAAAUACGGAGAGGACCUGCCCAUCAAACUCAACUGACUGUCAGUCCCCACAAGGACCACAAGCAGGACCAGGACAGAAAGCUGACUUUUCUCAUCUGCCGGUCAAGGUGCCGGUUGGAUUUGAAACUUCCACAGUCACUGUCAGUUUUACAAGCCAAAUUGCUUCUCUUUUUUUAGUGAGCGGAUGAAUGAACUCCUCUACCAGCCGGGACCCAAAUGUUACCAGCAUGUAGCGGCUGUUACGUUACCAUUUACCACAAGGCCAUGAUGAGUGUGUGAGUGAAUACACUCGAUCUGCGAAGGACAUUGGACGACGUUUCACUCUUUGUGGUGACACAGGUGCUGGUAAGACGUUGCUAGGCUGCCACCUGGAUCCUGAAUUAAUUUGAUCAGAGACGAUAUCCAGCAUCGAAUCUGAAAAACACUAACUCCACAAUGCAAUGGUGGAUAUAUGACCACUUGUUUUAAUCAUGGUAAAAAAAUAUUGAAUUAUUUAUGAAAAAAGUUAAAAUAUUGACAUUUAAGAACUGAUUUGUAGGAAGAAGGUGCACCUGCUCUUAAUUUCCCCCUGAACACCCCCACUCCCCCCUUGCAGGCUAGCAGCUUUUACCUCAGUCAGUCUGAGAAUAAAUUACUUGCUUUGCAGAGAGAGGGUCAUUUUUAUAUGCCCUUUAAAUUUGGCACUCCCCACUGCUUUUGUUUUGUCUAUUGUCUGUUUUAAGUCAAUAGAUGAAGUAGGAGUUUCCCAGAAGCAUCUUGAAGUCAAAUUUCCUUAAACUUUGGUCUGGUGUCUUUGGGCCUGAAUGUAUUCCAUCUGUUUGUUUUUGCAGGGGAAGAUCAAUCCUAACCACAGUAAAGUUGGCUGGCUUAGUCAAUCAUUUUAAACUUCCAAUGUUCAUGUCCAGAUGCUGAUUCUCCCGACGGUUGGGACAACUCCAUGGCUCAUGUUUUAAUGUGCCUCUUAAUCCCCAAACCUGCCCGGAGACUUCACAGCAUCAGGACAUGACCUCCUUACUGUUUCACUAUGACGUCGUUUUACAGAAUUCAACCUACAGUCAAGAAAAGCUGCCAACUCUUGUGCUUUAGAAAAUUACCUUAAAACUAAACCCCCCUUUGCAAGGCAGAUUUAUCUUUUGAGCGUGAAUUUAUUUACAAUACAGCUGCUUUUGUCUUUUCGUAAUUUCUUGGAUGAAAGGCCUAAAGCUGCUUUUGUUUUCCUAAAUUGUGAAUGAUGCACAAAAUAAAAGUCAUGUUUAUAUACA
Micropterus dolomieu (smallmouth bass) is the source of this 3384-nucleotide messenger RNA. It is a transcript of the gene exd2, whose product is annotated as exonuclease 3'-5' domain containing 2. Gene Ontology annotation, biological process: nucleobase-containing compound metabolic process. The coding region runs from base 228 to 2159 and encodes 643 amino acids. The record is from RefSeq and is a predicted model, not a curated record. The transcript has 10 exons. Gene Ontology annotation, cellular component: cytoplasm; nucleus. Gene Ontology annotation, molecular function: 3'-5' exonuclease activity; nucleic acid binding. Lineage: Eukaryota; Metazoa; Chordata; Actinopteri; Centrarchiformes; Centrarchidae.